Messenger RNA from Callorhinus ursinus (northern fur seal), 8800 nucleotides. It is a transcript of the gene ZNF316, whose product is annotated as zinc finger protein 316. Gene Ontology annotation, cellular component: nucleus. NCBI's taxonomy places the organism in Eukaryota, Metazoa, Chordata, Mammalia, Carnivora, Otariidae. Gene Ontology annotation, molecular function: DNA-binding transcription factor activity, RNA polymerase II-specific. The record is from RefSeq and is a predicted model, not a curated record. Gene Ontology annotation, biological process: regulation of transcription by RNA polymerase II.
GUUUUCCUGCCUUGUCUCCAUGGAGGGUGUCUUGUCAUCCUCAGCUGUGAGUGUACGCAGUGCUGUAUCCUAGGAUGCAGGGCCCGGGUGGAAAUAAGGGUCUGGGAUGAUGGGGGGGAGUGGUUUAUGUUGAUGAGGCUGCUUACAUGACCCUCUGUGACUUCUGACCUGGAAUCGGGUGCCUGGAAGUGGGCAGAGUGAGUGUCAGUGACUGACAGGCUGGGAAGAGAAGAAAGGAAAGUGUGUGGAUCUGGGGGAGUGAGCCCAGCACCCAGCCGCUUGGGGAGGCAGAAGGCACCUGGUGCCCGAGUGACUGAAGUCUGUUUUCCAGAAUGAUUCUGUUCUGGAUUCUGGGUUGGGGUAUGUGGGGUGUCUGGCUGUGCUAAGCUACGGUUCCAUCUGCAGGGUGACUGCUGACCUCCAGGGCUGCUGAGCCCUUCCCUUCUCUGGUCACCAGCCUCUUUGAAGGCAGACACUCUCAGUGCUUCUGGCGUGGGUUCCAUUUGGAAGGACCCUGAAGAGCGGUCAGUCUGUUCUGGAAUGUGGCAGUGGGGCCAGAAUACUGAGGUGUUUAGUUUUGUUUUGUUUUAGUGAGUUCUAGGCCCAGUGUGGGGCUUGAAGUCACGCCCCGGAGGUCAGGAGUCGCAUGCUCUACUGUCUGAGCCAGCCAGGAGCCCCUGAGUUUUUAAAAUCUCAUGUUCAUCCCAUUGAUUACAGAUUUUAGAGUCACUUCCUUAAUAAAUAUUUGAGUAGCUCUGUGUCGGACACAGGGGGAUUCAGGGAUGAGCAAAGGGAACUUCCGUCUUCUUGCAGUUGACCGUGUGUUUGGGGAGACAGGCAGUAAGGAGACAAUUCUGUAAAUAUAUAAAAGUGAGGUGCUGUGAGGACAGAGUUCGGGGAACUGGGUGAAACGGGGGCCCAGGAGGCUACCUCCAGAGGAUCAGUGAAGGAGAAGGGAAGCAAGUUCCAGGGAAAGGGAAUAGCAUGGGCAAAGGUUUAGAGGUGGGACCAGCACGGGGCCACUUUAUUCCAAAGCCCUGGGGUUUUCUUCUGUUGCAAGUCGGUCCUUGGAUACGGCAGACUGGCCUGUGGGAGUCUGCUCUGGACGGUGGCCAGGCAGGAGACAGCUCCGCUGGGCUUGGUGUGGUGUCUGGGUUCAGCCUGGAUUUGUAGCCUGAGGCCUGGGUGAGGAAAGCCCUCCUCUGGAUCCUGAGGUGGGUGGCGCUUAGGAAACCUUUGCUGAGCAUUCUCAGUGCCCUCAGUGCUGGGUAGGGCGGCUGCGUCUUCCUGGAGGUGGCUAGAGUAGCACUUGGCACACGUGUUUCUACACUCUGGCGCCUUCACAUGGCCAAAGAGCUACGGAGACCAAGGAUGUUGGUUUUGGGGAGAAGCUGAUGGCUGGGGUGGCCCACUUAGGCAAAGCUCUUCACCUGUGACGUUGGGUUCAGUGACUGAAUUCGCAAUCCAGUCAGCUAGAGGGGAAUGUGAAGGGUGGGACAGAGGUGGCUUCUGGGUGCCCAUGCAUUCCAGCUCCUGGACCUGGGCCUUGGCCUCUGGGAGGCCCUCAUUGAUGCUCUGAGUUCCCUGGCUGUUAAAGCGUGGAUUGAAAGCAGUAGCUUGGAGCAGUUCAGAGAACGAGUGUAUGCUGCGUGAUUAAUAAAAAAGCGAUGGGUUGGGGAAUAAGAGCAGUUUUUUCAUAGGUACCCUGUGUUCUGAGCUGUUUUCUUGACCCUGCACGUCUUUACGUGGGGUGUCCCUGUCCCGUUGUUGGGGUUCUGUGGCAGAUGCUGCCUACUGGUAGAGCCGGUUGAGCGGGGGUGGGCCCAGCUGCCCCAUGUGGCCUGACAUUGCAGGAACCCUCUGGCGUUCAUGCCCUCGCCCCAGGAUUUGGGGGUUGCUGUGUUUUGCAGUGGGCUUGGAUCACUUUGGAAAGAGCCCUGUUUAGGUCUUAAGCACUGAUGGGUCCGAUGCUGGGUGGCGGGCUCAUUCUUAAGCUUUCACUCAAAAAGGAGCCUCAGAAACUGAUUUUUAUCAAAACUGUGACCCUGUCCUGCCCUAGGGCCUCCAGCGGGCACCUGGGAGGGAGGAGUGGCCCCUGGGCCCUUAGCCUCCUGUCCAUCAGGUCUACAGCCGUUGGCUGUGGGCCAUGCAGCAGCUUGGCUGUAUCUCUGCCUAGCACCUGGGCUGAGCCAGCUGUGACAGUGGUAUGAGUAGGAUUCUCUCCUGGGAUUCUCUGAUCCUUUAAACUUGAAGAGUUGUCACAGGGCAUUUUAGAUCAUCUUUGCCGGUCCAGCGAUGAACCAGAUCUCCGUGAUCUGUUGAACUUUUUCUAGAUGCCCUGGAUGGAGUGAGGGGCAAGAGAGACGCAGAGGGUAACACACACUCAGGACCUCUUGUGUGCCGCCUCUGGCAGGAGGGAUCCUGACCUGCUGGCUUUCCCGGCAGUGGUGAAUGAGCCUGCCAGUCUCAUUGCACCCCUGCCCAGGCCUCUCCUCUCACACCCCUGCCGGCACAGUGUGAGUGCUGAGAGCUGGGUGAGCAUUUUCCCCUGUACGCCAGGCCGAGCUGAGGCUCUCCUCUGGGGAAGAUGGCAGCCCUGCGAACCGCUCCGGGCUCACCAGCCACGCAGCCGGCGAAGGCGGAGGAUGGGUUGGAAUGCGGUCCUGCUCAGGAGGAAGAAGAGGAAGAAGACCAGGGGGAAGAGGUGGAGAUAGAGGAGGAGGAGGAAGAGAUCCCGGUGGGGGAAGGCCCGGACAAGCAGGUGGCGGGGGACCAGGAGGGGGGGGGGGCGGGCAGGGCAGCGGACCAGGUGGAGGUGGAGUUGGAGGAGGACGGCGAUGUGGAGGUGACGGCGGAGGAGCGGAGUCUGACCUUGGGGGCCCGGGAGCGCCGCAGCCACGCUGCUGAUGCCAAGUCCCCGGUUCUCCAGCGACAGGCCUCGCAGGCUGCCCGGGUUCCAGCCCUGCCUCGGGAUGAGGACCUGGAGGAGGAGGAGGACGAGGACGAGGAGGACGAGGAGGAGGAAGAGGAGGAAGAGGAAGACGAGGAGGAGGAAGAUGAUGACGAUUCCCUGACCGCUGGGUCUCAGGGGCUGGUGACCUUUGAAGAUGUGGCUGUGUACUUCUCAUUGGAGGAAUGGGAAAGGCUGGGCGCAGACCAGCGCGACCUUUACAAGGACGUCAUGCAGGAAAACUAUGGGAUCCUGGUGUCCUUGGGCUACCCAAUCCCCAAGCCGGAUCUGAUCUUCCGGCUGGAGCAAGGGGAGGAGCCCUGGGUCCCAGAUAGCCCCCGUCCUGAUGAAGGAGACAUUGUCACUGGCGUCUACACAGGGGCCUGGUUCUGGACCGACGACCUAGACGACCAUGAGGAGGACGACGACGAGGACUUCCUGGCGGAGGUGGCCGAGGAAGAGAACGAGCCCCCGGGGCUCUGGUCAGCGGCCUACGGCGUGGGGGACGUUCCUGGGACGUGGGGCCCCGAUGACUCGGAUUCAGCGCAGACUCCGGAGGGGUGGGGUCCCGACCCCGGGAGCCUCGGGGUCCUGGCCGAGGGGUCCGAGGCGAAGCCCUUCCUGCCGGGCCGGGAGCCUGGCGUGAACCUGCUGGCGCCCUGGGCGUUCCCUGCCACCGUGGCUGCUCCGGCCGGGCGGCCCGAGACCACGUGCGACGUGUGCGGCAAAGUGUUCCCGCACCGGUCCCGGCUGGCCAAGCACCAGCGCUACCACGCGGCCGUCAAGCCCUUCGGCUGCGACGAGUGCGGCAAGGGCUUCGUGUACCGCUCGCACCUGGCCAUCCACCAGCGCACGCACACCGGAGAGAAGCCCUUCCCGUGCCCGGACUGCGGCAAGCGCUUCGUCUACAAGUCGCACCUGGUCACGCACCGGCGCAUCCACACGGGCGAGCGGCCCUACCGCUGCGCCUUCUGCGGGGCGGGCUUCGGGCGCCGCUCCUACCUGGUCACGCACCAGCGCACGCACACGGGCGAGCGGCCCUACCCGUGCCCGCACUGCGGCCGCAGCUUCAGCCAGAGCUCGGCGCUCGCGCGGCACCAGGCGGUGCACACGGCCGACCGGCCGCACUGCUGCCCCGACUGCGGCCAGGCCUUCCGCUUGCGCGCCGACUUCCAGCGCCACCGGCGCGGCGGCGGUUGCGCGGAGCCCGGCAGCGACGGCCCUCGGCGGGAGCCCUGCGACACGGUGCCCGCGGCGGGGCCCGAGGAGGCCGAGGUCGGGCCGCAGGGGCCCGAGGAGGCCGAGGCCGGCGAGGCGGACGGAGAGGCCGAGGCGAGAGAGGAGGCGGAGGCGGCGGCGGCGGCGGCGGUGGGGCCCAGCCCCGGGCGCAAGGAGGACCCCGAGCCGGACAGGCGGUUCCUCGAGCUGGGCAACGGCCUAGGGGAGGGCGAAGGCCCUUCCUCGCACCCACUCGGCUUCCACUUUCCCGUGCACCCCAAGUCCUGGCUCCACCCGGACGGCUUCCCGAUCCUGGGCCUCCCGGACUUCGGGGAGCGGCUGCCGGCCGACGGGCGCCCCCUGCCGGGACCCCUGGGGGGCCGGCUCGCCCUGGUGGAGGGCGCCGGGCUAGCCUGCGACCCUUUCGGCGGCGGCGGGCCGGGGGGCGGCGGCGGCGGCGGGCUGCGCGCGUUCGCGCCGGCCGUCGGGGGGCUGCUGGCCGAGCCGGCGCCCGCCGCGCUAGCUGAGGAGGAAAGCCCGUGGAUCUGCUCCGACUGCGGCAAGACGUUCGGGCGCCGCGCGGCGCUGGCCAAGCACCAGCGCUACCACGCGGGCGAGCGGCCGCACCGCUGCGCGGACUGCGGCAAGAGUUUCGUGUACGGCUCGCACCUGGCGCGCCACCGCCGCACGCACACGGGCGAGCGGCCCUUCCCGUGCCCCGAGUGUGGCGCGCGCUUCGCCCGCGGCUCGCACUUGGCGGCGCACGUGCGGGGCCACACGGGCGAGAAGCCCUUCGUGUGCGGCGUGUGCGGCGCGGGCUUCAGCCGGCGCGCGCACCUGACGGCGCACGGGCGCGCGCACACGGGCGAACGGCCGUACGCGUGCGGCGAGUGCGGCCGCCGCUUCGGGCAGAGCGCGGCGCUGACGCGGCACCAGUGGGCGCACGCCGAGGAGAAGCCGCACCGCUGCCCCGACUGCGGCAAGGGCUUCGGCCACAGCUCGGACUUCAAGCGGCACCGGCGCACGCACACGGGCGAGAAGCCCUUCCGCUGCACGGACUGCGGCCGCGGCUUCGCGCAGCGCUCCAACCUGGCCAAGCACCGGCGCGGCCAUACCGGCGAGCGGCCCUUCCCGUGCCCCGAGUGCGGCAAGCGCUUCUCGCAGCGCUCGGUGCUCGUGACGCACCAGCGCACGCACACGGGCGAGCGGCCCUACGCCUGCGCCAACUGCGGCCGCCGCUUCUCGCAGAGCUCGCACCUGCUCACCCACAUGAAGACGCACCGCAGCGCGGCGGGCGCGCCCGGCUCGGCGCCAGCGGCCCCCGCGUCUAAGGCCGAGGCUCCCGCCAAGGGGCCGCCGGUCGCGGGCAGCGGGCCCGGGGAGCGCGGCAGCACCCUGCUGGAGUUCGCGGGCGGAACGAGCUUCGGCUCUGAGCCGACGGCCACCUUCGCGGGGCCCUCGGGCGCCUACGAGGAGAGCAUCCUGUGAUGGCCCGAGGCCGACGGAGGCGCAGCCCGCUGGGCCGCCGGCCCCUUGCUCCUCUGGCCUCGGGGUGCUGAGGGCCCCAGUCCUGGUGCGGUGCCUUCCCCUCAGCCCCCGGUGCACCGCCCCGCCCCCCCGGCCUCGGGCGCCCCUCCUGCCCGGCCCUGGGAAACCGGGUCGCCAAAGCUCGUCCGGCCGUGCAGGGGGCGCGUGGGGAGAGGAGAGCCGCGCGCGGAGGAGGCGAGGGCAGGGGGCGGCCACCCCGACCAAGACUGCGGCAUUCCUGGGUCUGUGCUGUGGAGCCACGCGGUAGGGAUGUCAGGCGAUCUUAUUUAUUUCACUCGGGUUCCGAUUUGGGUGGCCUGGGGGACCGGCGGCCGAUGAGUUUGUAAGUGGGUUGUACAGCGAGGGCGGGGAAGCCCUUGCGUCAAGGGGAGGGUGGGGUGGUCGAGGGCGAAGCAUCCGGCUCCUCCCGUGGGUUUGGCUGACGACUUCUUCCCAUUCCUCAGUGAGAGACUUCAGGGACCUUCUGGUCAUUUGAGUGUGUCCGGGAAGUUUUAAGGACUGCGCGGGGCUAGGGGAAGCCUUAUGGGUUUCCGGCGGACGAUGUUCCUCCCUACCCAGGGGGGACGGAGAUGCAACUGGGAAAGCUUUCUUUCUGUCUACUGUGGAUAUUUAUUUCCAUUUCUUGUAUGGCCUGAAGAAUCUGGGAGGAGGAGGAAAAGCCAGAAACCAAAUUUGUGGCCCCAGGCGGGUGGGUUGCAGGUGUCCCAGGGUCCUGAGGGAGUUUGAAGCCUUAUUCUGGGGGAGGGUCACUCGCUCUCACCCCACUUGAGCACCUAGAUCAGCCAGGCAAAAUUCUGCCCGGUGGGUUUUGGUCUCCGCCUCCCCUUUGAGUCCUUUGGUACUCUCACCUCUGGCAGCUAGAGGGGCCACACUCAGAGAUCCUCAGGGGCCCCUUGCUGGCUGCUGCGGCCAUGGCCCAGCCUUCAACUGCCUGGGCCGCCACCAACACCCCCCCCCCCAGAGCAGAUGGACACAUGGGUCCCUGCCCUCUAAGCCCAGUGCUUGUUUAAAUUUAAUAACCAAUUGUAAAGUGACAGGUCGGCAGCAGGAUCAUUUCUCACAUCCCUAUGGGGUUAGGGCCCUAUGACGUCUGCAGGUCCCUUUAAUGCUGCUUCUGUCAUUAUUCUAUACUAGAAGCAAGUAGUGUUUCUAUUUAGAAUUCCAUGUCACAGGGUGGGCAGUCUGUACAGUGGAAGUCCACCUCUGGGGGUGUGGACUUGAGCCUGUGGCUCAAUGACAAGCCAGGCACCCAGCUAUGCAAGGCCCGCACCUGGUGGGCAUGCCACCCUCCGGGUUGGGCCAUUGGGAGCCACUGGGCAGGCAGCUGAAGUAUGGCUCACAUGAGAUCCUUUCCUCCCUUAAUGCCUUUUGGGCCAGUGUGAGUGGGGCCAGAAAACAGAUUUUAAAUUAACUGCAUUCCCUCGUAGACCUAGUUCCUUCUGUUUUAGUGUAGACAUGGCCUUGGGGCCUGAGAGCCAGCAGCCAGGCUGCUGGGGCUGGGGGCGGGGUAGGAGGCGCAGUAGUUGGUGGGUGGGAAGGGGGCAAGGAUGGUGGUAAGAAUUCACCUGGCUGGGUGAGGUGGUGGGGUGGGUUGGGGUGCUGAGGAGGGCAAGGGUCCCAGGAGGCAUCAGCAAUGCUGGGUGAUGCCUUCCCUGUCCUCAGUUUCUUUCCUCUCCCUGUGAGACAGGAACCUCAGGGGCCAAGGGCAAGGCAGCAAAGCCCUGUAUGGCUGGGGUUUGGCUCCGUGCUCAUUCCUCCUUGCACACCCCUCAAAGUGCAUAUCUUUGGUGCCCCCCGGGCCCCAGCUGCUUCUGCCCUGGCCCGGAGCCAUCAGCAGGAGGACCUAGCUUUAAUAAAGAGUGGAGAAAUGAGCUUUCUGACUGGAUUCCAUGUUGUUGCCGCUCCUCGAUGCCCUCAGGGAGGCUCUGCAAGGUCUCGGGCCUUUUAUCUGCAAAAAAAAAAAAAAAAAAAAAAAAAACCACAAAAACUUUUUUUAGGAGUUUCUCCUUUCAGAAACUAGAAAUGGCCUGGGAGGAGUCAGCCCAAGAUGGGGCUUUGGCUCCUGCCUCCUGUGUCUACCAAGUCUUUCUGGGAGUCCCCAGCGGACCCCCCACACUGCCACAUACUCUUUGUAAUACACCUAUCUUGGGAUCUUAUUGUGCUUAGGAUUGUUUUCUCCAGCCUUCCCUUGGUCAAAGGAGACAGGCCAGGUCCCCUUCCUGGGGGUCCAGACAUGCGCUGAGUCCCAGACAUUUCCUCAGAGGCCUCAGCCGCUUCGUGGGUUUAUCCAGGCUCAUCUGCUCUGUGCCAAGGCAAAGGACACCUCCCCAAGACCCCCAAACUCCUUCCUUUCUACUGAUUUAUUGACUACCUUCUUCUCACCAGAUGAUGCCCCAUAACCAGAUCUGACUUCCCAUUCUUUGCCCGUGGAUUUGGAAAAGUAUGAACUACGAAGUAAAUUGUCUUUCAGAUGUGAUUUGGAGGCAUCAGAACAGAACCCAGUGUUUCAGUUAAAAAAAAAAAAAAGGCUUUGAGUGGCAGAUGGAUGUUAAGACCUAGUUAAAAAUUGAUGGCCUUGAGGAUCUUAAAAUCUAUUCAGAAAAGGCCAAUUAUUCCCGGAUAGAGCUUACAGAUGUCUGGCCAAAUUUUUGUUUGUUUGUUUCGGGGAGGGCGGGGGACCCAAUCCUGAUGGUCAUAGAAAAAAGAAAGUAGACAGCCCUUCUGGUUUUGAGAGGACUUCCAAAUUUUUGGAGUCCCUGACUGAUUCCCCAAGUGUCAAUUUAGCAUCUUCUAUCAUUGCCAAGGAGUAGAAGCCCGCAGGAGAUGUGACCCAUGCAAGGUGGUACUUUGAGAGUCUUGAGGCUCUGAGCACCCCUCUGGCCUCCCUCCACCUUUGUUAUUUUCCUGUUUCCCUCUUGCUUGCAUUUCCCCAACCUCCUUCCUUGCUCCUGACCCUUUCACUUGAUCUCUUCAGACAUCUCCUUCUAACUUUAUUUUUUAUUUCUCUAAUUGGCUACAUAUGGAAUAAAGUAUUUUGAAAUUUUUGGUUAUAUUUAUUAAAUAAAGCUUUAUGAUCCUUGUUCA